Larimichthys crocea (large yellow croaker) is the source of this 7435-nucleotide messenger RNA. RefSeq names its product NLR family, CARD domain containing 5 (gene nlrc5). The record is from RefSeq and is a predicted model, not a curated record. Gene Ontology annotation, biological process: positive regulation of MHC class I biosynthetic process; positive regulation of MHC class II biosynthetic process; positive regulation of transcription by RNA polymerase II. Lineage: Eukaryota; Metazoa; Chordata; Actinopteri; Sciaenidae. The transcript has 54 exons. The coding region runs from base 155 to 5845 and encodes 1896 amino acids. Gene Ontology annotation, molecular function: protein binding.
GAAAAAACAAAACAAAACACUUGUUAAACCGAUAAAGACUUUAACCUGGGACAAAACGUUUGCAUUGAUGAGAGACGACAACAAAAGGGAUGAGCCAGCACCUGAAACAACAAUAAUAAAACCUUCAUGAAUAUUAAUCUGAUGGAGUCUGACCAUGGAUGAGGAGCUUGACCCUGAUGACAAAAACGUGAACUCCGUCUUGGCACAGGAAUUCACAGAACUGCUCGCCAUCCUUAGCAGGCAGUCGACGGAAGUCAUAAUGAAGUUGUGCCAAAUGAUGCCCGGUGAUGCCGGGUGGAACAUCAUACAACCUGCGUCUUCUUCAGCCGAACUAACAAAACACAUCAAAACCAUGUUGGAUUACUUCAUGUUGGCUAACGCUGCAGAUUGCCGUAAAUUCCUCGAGGCCAUGUGCAUGUUGUGUGAGGAUAUCCCCAUGCACCUGGAGUCGAGGCUCAUGUCAGUGGCAGGGUAUGCAAACGAUGACUGUGAAAGUUCCAGUCCCACUUUGAAGGAGGAGAUGCCAACAUCGCCGCUUUCAGAGCGUCAGCUCGUCAAACGCCCACGAAUUGACCAUUGGGAACAAUACAUUGCUGCAGUGGUGCCUUUACUGCUGAAGAGGUGGGAGCGACUCAGUGAGCACCUGGUGGGAAAGGUCCUGCUGGAGAAUGUGUGGGUCAGCCCGAGAACGGUGAACAGAGGCAGGGACAGACCUGAUCAAACCCCAGGACCAGGAGACAGAGGGAGCAGAACACCAGGUAUUUCACUAAUCUCAGAACCCGAUGGCGAUUAUGGGUCUUUGGAGACCAGAGUGACGUUGGAGACGUUCCUCCAGGGAUGUGCAGGAAAGGUGACAGUUCUCCUUGGCCAGUCUGGAUCAGGAAAAACUUUGCUGAUGUCUAGUUUGGGACAACAGUGGGCACGUAGACUUGGCCCUAUCCCUUCAUCCUUCCUGUUUGUCCUGCUCGAGUUUCGUCAACUCAACUUUGUGUCCCGUCCUCUUUCCCUGUCUGAUCUGCUAUUCCGACACUACCUCCCUCUAAAAGGGGACGACGAUGAAAAGAGAAGCAUUGUGGAUUACCUCAUUUCCAAUCCAGAGCAAAUCUGUUGGGUGCUGGAUGGCUAUGAUGAGUUUCAUAGCAAACUCACCAGACAACAGGUGCAGAAAAAGGUUUUGGACCCAAAAAAACCUCUGCCAGUUGCUGACCUCAUCUCAGGGUUGUUAAAUCGUCAGCUUCUACCAGGAUGUACCGUGGUGGUCACCUGUCGUGCACGUGAUGUCACUGAUUUGGAAGGCGUAUCAGAUAAAGUGGGGCAGCUGCUGGGGUGGGACUGCAAUGAGAUCAAGGAGUAUGUACACAACUUCUUUGCAGCAAAAGGUCACGGCACAGGCAGAGCUCUUGGGAGGCAGGCAGCAGACCUCCUUCUUUCCACUCAACACCUCCUUGCCAUGUCAUCCCUCCCUGCCCUCUGCAACAUCUGCUGCAUCUGUCUGGAGUAUUUACUGCUGGAAGAAAGAGACGACGAAAAGGGAAGCAUGACGAGGGAAAAAGCCAGAGAAAAAGGAGUACAAAUGCCAGGAGGAGGAAGAGGAGGGGGUGGAGACAAAGUGAUGGAUGUAACAAAUGGUGAAGCCCAGCUACCUUUCACACCAGCCCAGAUAUUCUCCACCCAUACCCAGGUCUAUCUCACUGUUCUUGGUGCGUUUCUGAGCUGUGACCCUGAGAAAAGGGGGAGAAAUGACACACCAAAGAACAUGACAACCCAACAGAGCAUUGUGCAUACGCUGAGUCAGUAUCAACCUGAGUUGUGUGAGCUGAGUCAGCUGGCCUGGAAAGGCUUGGAGGGCGGCAAGAUCGUCUUCCUGGAGGAAGACAUUUCUCAGGAUGUGUUGAAGUUUUCAAUAAGGACGGGGCUUUUCUCACAGGUGGAGCUUAGACGUGAGGAUGGGACUCUCGUCAACUCCUACAGUUUCAUUCAUCUGACAAUACAGGAGUUUUUGGCUGCACUCAGAGUCAUGACCAGUCAGGAAGUUAGUGACACGCAGCUCAAGAAGAGAUUCAGCUUGAAAACCCGUUGGAUGACCAAAUCAGACCAGAGGACAGUCUUUACUGACUCCCUGCACCUGUAUGUAUGUGGUCUGGCUUCCCCACACUGUACUGAAGCCUUAGUUCAAUUAGCCACAACCUCAGGUGGAACAGGAGGCUCCAACUGGGUCCAGAAACGGCAAGCCCUUGUUGUAAAACUGCUAAAAAACCUGUGUAACAGCAACACCCUGACUGGACCAAAGGUAUUGGAGCUUUGUCACUGUGUCCAGGAGAGCCAGAACCAACAACUGGCUCAGCAGGUCGUGGGCACAAGACGCACCCUGGAGCUACGCAACAUCCGAGUCUUACCUAGUGAUAUCGACGCUCUAGCUUUUGUAGUUAACUCAGUAGGUGAUAAUGGCAUCGGAUUGGACUUUGGAGCAUGCUCAAUGGAGUUGGAGUGUUUAGAUGUCCUGCCAAGAUGUCAGUACAUUCACUACCUCUGUUUUCGGAGCCGCAAGUAUGGUGACAAGUUUGCCGAGAAGUUGUCCUCCAUUUUGCCAAAUUUCACAACACUGAGAAAAUUUGGGUUUUGUGGUGCCAGUCUGACCACCACAGGAGCCGCUUGUUUGGCUUCUGCUCUACAGAAAUGUCCAGACAUCACUGAAAUCAAUUUGAGUGACAACAAUCUGAAAGACGCAGGGAUCGAACAUGUGGCCGAUGUUUUUACCAAACUACCAAGACUAGAGUCUUUAAUGCUGGGUCGAAACAACAGCUCUCUAAAAGCAGUGGACUAUCUCAUCGGGAAAAUGUCUUCAUGUUCGAACAUCCAGCGCAUUUUUGCAGAUGGAAUGAAGGAAUUAGAAGUUACUUUCUCCCAAAACUCCGACUUUAACAGCCACAAAACAAAGUCUGAACCAACAAUCAGCUUGUUGAACCAGAAAUGGAGCAAGCCUGAGAUGCAAACAAUUGCAGAGGCAUUGGCUUGUUGCCCCACCUUGUCUGUCCUGGAUCUGACUGGAGGCCAGUGGGAUGUGGAAACUCUGAAGAUGCUGACUCAGUUUUUGCCAAAGUUUAAGGUCACUCAAAAGAUCAUUUUGAAUGACAGCUGCUCUUCAGUGAAGGAUUUGGUCAUUCUGACCGCUCUUCUGCCUGGCUGUCCUGCUGUGAGGGAGCUUCAUAUCAGACUGCAGAGUCCUGUCCAGGUGUCUAUAGUGUUCUCAGAAAGAAAAGAGAGAGAAAAACCUGCUGAGUCAGCUGAAAGAUCUAAAAUGCUCUGUCUCAGCCGCUGUGGUCUGCUGCCUCCUGAUAUGCAGAGAGUGUGGAGGAGUUUGGGAACAUCCUCGGAUCUCACAUUGCUCGAUCUGUCCAAUAACUCUUUAGGCAACAAAGGUCUGAAGAAACUGCUGGACAUCCUGCCUCAUCUGAGCAACAUCCAGGAGAUCGAUGCCAGUAACAAUGGGAUCGGCAUGGAAGGAGUGGUGAUGCUGGCUGGCGCUUUGUGUUCCCAUAACAACUUGACACAGAUCCACAUCAGUCAUGGAGGCAGUGAGCAGGUGACCCUGAAGUUCUCCCCUGAUGAAAGCCACGACAAAAUACGGAUGUUCAGGACGAACUACAGCAACCUCGAGCCGUCUCAUGUAACCACGCUUUGUAAAAGAUUGGCCCAGUGUCGCUCCCAUUUGGAGUUAGAUUUGUCUCACAGCUCACUGACAGCCGAGGCUAUCGGGAAUCUGCUGAAGAUCCUGCCGAAGAUGAAGUCACUGCAGAGACUCGAUGUCAGCCACAGCAUCACGUCCACGGCUGCAGCGGUGAUAUUAGUCAGCUGUUUGACCGUCAGUGAGCGGGUCACGUCAGUAGUGCUCAGGCCUCAGACUGAAGAGACUGAAUCCUUCAUCCAUUUUGACAGCGUGAAAGCAGAACACGCCAGCUGCAGCUUAACUCAUUUUAGCUGGAAUGAUGUCAAUUUGGAGAGACUGCUCAAGAUCCUACAGCAGGGUCCUCGCCUUUCUCACCUGGAUUUAUCAAGUAACCAGCUGGAAGAUAAAGGAGUGAAGCGUUUUUUGGAUUCUCUGCCAAAGCUUAAGAUCACCAGCUGGGUCAAUUUGAGCAACAACAGUCUGACCCAGCAGGGGCUGUUGAAUGCGGCCAGCACACUGCGUGCUUGUGGUAACGUCUCUGGUGUGGAAGUCUGUAUGGGAGCAGAGGAGAGGUGUCUCAUCUGGUUUACACAAUGUGAAGACUGUGAUAAAACUCUGAGCAUCAGUGAGAGUAGUUUGGAACGUGAUCAUCUGGUCAGAUUAGCAGAGAUCUGUCCCAGUUUGACCAAACUGGAGCUCAAGAACAAUUCGCUGGACUCGGAUUGGAUUGAAGACUUUGUGAGACUGCUCAACAGCAAUGAGAGAGGAUUCAGUGUCAGUUUUGAGGAGCGUAGUAUUAGAUCUGAGGAAGCCAUUGAUCUGGUGUGUCGCUGUCUGGACCACAACCACAACAUACACUCUAUCAAGGUUCGCUACAACACGCUGCACCUGUCUCUGUUGAAGUCCACUGGACUGACUUCACUCAGCCUUGUGAACUGUGCAGUAAAGGGAUACCAGCUUGAACCUUUGAUGAGCAUCAUCCAGAAGUGUCCUUUGCUGACAGAGCUGGAUUUUUCCCACAACACCCUGGGUCUGGACGGAGCUGUGUUUCUCUGCACUAUUCUACCCUUGCUGCCAAAUCUGACUUCUCUCAGCAUUGGUUCCAAAGAGACUUGUGUGGUCGAGGAGAUUUCAGAGGCCCUGCUGCAGGCGACAGCCAUUCAGUGCUUAAAUCUGGCAGGUCAUGUAAUUGGCGACCCUGCAGUCCAGACUAUGACCAGAAUGUUUCCUCGCCUACGCUCACUCAACUUGUCUCAUUGCGCCCGGUCACCGGCUGGAGGGCUGCAGCUCAUCAAAGCACUGGGAGAGUGUGCCGGCCUGGAAGGCCUUUGUCUGGACUCUUGGCAGCUAAAUGAGGAGAGCGUCGCGUGUCUGGCACAAUCACUACGGAAAAUCAACUCCAUACGCUGUCUCAAGCUUAACAAGGUUGCCGCAGCUGUGGGGCAAUCAGGAGCAAACAGUCUGCUGGAUCUCCUGUCUGCUAUGGAGGGACUAACACGAAUUGAGGAGAUAGGGUUGGAGGGCUGGAGGAUGGCUGAUAGGGGAAUAGAGCAGCUGAUCAGACUCCUUCCUUUCUGGACGGAGCUCAGGAAGAUCAGUCUCUCUGAGAACCUUAUCAGUGACCAGUCAGGAGACAAGCUGCUGCAGGCAAUGAUCAGCUGCAGUCACCUGGAAGAGCUCCAUGUGUGGAGUAACAGGCUUGGCAAUCUCACAGCUGCCAGGAUGGCUCUCGUUCUGCCAUCGCUGACGCACAUCACCGUGUUGAAUAUUUCAGAAAACUGUCUCGGACCUGAGGGAUCGACGAGUCUGUCCAAAGCAAUAAUGUGCAUGAAGAACCUCACCAAGAUUCUUCUGACCUCCGUUGGGACUCCAGAGCUCUGUGCUGUAGCUGCCAGUCUGGCCCACUGUCCCCUCAUACAGGAUGUGGGUCUGGGGUGGAAUAAUUGUGGCGAUGAUGUAGCAGUGGAGUUGUCCAGAGUGAUGCCUCUCUGUCAGAAGCUGAACAGGAUAGAUCUGGAGUCAAACAGUGUGAGUGUCAUUGGAGCGGAGGCCCUGGUUAGAGCCUUACAGUCGUGUCCUGCUCUGCAGUUCAUCAGGCUGUGGAGGAACAAGGUGUCUUCCAGUGAAGUCCAAAGGCUCCUUCUGCAGGACCGGAGGCUGAAUUUCUCAUCCACGUAAUGUGAUCUGUGAUGUUGGCCUGCAGCAGGGAGAAGUCAUGUUCCAGUUCAUCACAGAGGUAAAUCACUGCUGCAGGCACAAGUGGAGUACAAGUCUUCCCGGCAUCAGAAAAGCACAAGGCGUUUACGAGAUGACUGCAGCACGGGUGAAAAGACCACCAUGUGGUUCACUAUUGGAGGGAGCUCAGUUAGAUGUAUAUAGUGUGUGUGUGUGUGUGUGUGUGUGUGUGUGUGUGUGUGUGCGUAUACACUCAACAAAAAUAUAGAAACUUUGUUUUCGCCUCCAUUAUCGAGUGAGAGUAAAAGAUUUCCUCUGUGCACACAAAAGGUUUCUUCCUCUCUUAUUCCUGUGAGCACUUGGCAAGAUGCUGAUUAAAGAGCGUGGAAAUGAAAUAGGAUUGACUGAAAAAGGCCUCUCUAAAAUGUGCAUUUUUAUUAGGUACUAAACUACGGGCAUUUAACACAGGGCUACAGAUGCCACUUCUCUUCUCCCAGGAGAAGCAGCUACUCUGCCUCUGAUUGAUUGGAAUAUCAGUAUCAAUCAGAGGCAGAGCAACCUUUAGUUUGCACAGGAGAAGUCCAAUGUUUAGUUCAGAUCAUGAAAAAUGGGAGCAAAAACAAGUGUUCUGUAUAAAAGCGUUAUCUCACGUGAUGUAUUGAAGUGCAGAUGAAUGAUUUAAGGUAUUGUUCUUUAAGAAAAAGGAAGCGUAUAUUUUUGAUUAUAAAGUAUGACUAUGCACUUAAUGGCCUCUGGUUUCACCAUGGGGGAACUGGUGCAAUCAGCUCUUGCCAUGGUCCGAGCUGGGUGUGGCGAUCCCACAAAAUGACUGAUAGUUGCCUCGUGUGCUCCUAAAAGAGCCAUUCGAGAGGCUUGAGCAUGGACAAGACACAUUUCUUUAUUUUUAGAGUCACAAACUAGUUUGUGUUGGCAGCUGUUGGUAAUCAUGAUCACGAUAUCACCAUCUCAGAUAGUUGGUAAACAGCCUACAACCUCGGCUCCUCCGUCCAAGCCCCUGCUCUUUGCACCAGCCCGCCCCGUCGAGAAUCCCUCGAGGCCAAAAUGUGAAGAAUUCGUGAUGAUGAGAAUGAUAACCCUAUGUAUGCUACACUGAGUCACUUUGCACUGUGGUGUGUUUACAAUAAUUAGAGGCCAUAUAAGUGAAAAACACAAGAAGUCAUGAACUCACAGUAAAGGAGUCGAGAGGGAGAACCAGCCCCCCCCUCUCUGGUUUGCUCUUAUUCUUAUUUUAGGUUAUGGUCUCUAACCAAUACACGUAUUUAUUUCUGCUGUUAUCAAGUAAAGAAAUCAUCAUUUAUUUUUUAAAAAGUUAUUUAUUUGUUUAUUUUAUCUGUAUUGCUGCAUUCCAAACUUUUACAUAAGUAAAUGAGAGACGGUGUUAUGUGUACAGAGUCUCUCCAGUUCUACGAAGACACUGGAUUAAAAUAAACACAGCGAUUAGAUGCCCUGUGGUAUCUAUAGAUUCAGGUUCAGGUUUGAGUUCUCACAUGACAAACUGUCUCUGUCUUUAAUAUUAACGUGUUCUGACUUGCACUGAUAUGUCGUUCAGGAAUAAAAGAAAGAUUACUUUGA